Messenger RNA from Trypanosoma rangeli, 318 nucleotides. RefSeq lists its product as uncharacterized. The coding region runs from base 1 to 318 and encodes 105 amino acids. The transcript has a single exon. Lineage: Eukaryota; Euglenozoa; Kinetoplastea; Trypanosomatida; Trypanosomatidae. The record is from RefSeq and is a predicted model, not a curated record.
AUGCUGUCUAUCACUCGUCGCCACGCAGAUGUUGGGAAGGAAUUGUAUGGUAAAUUAUCGACGCUUCCGGGAUAUUUUUAUGGGGCAUGCCGUAGUCACUUUGGAAUGACUCUGCACCAAGACACUUUUAUUGGGAUCCGCUCAUCACAGCUGCGAGGUUUAUUUUUAUCUACCAGCAGUAAACCGUUGGAGGCCAAUAAACUAAUUGCCACUAUUCCACUUGCAAGCCUCUACACAGUUUCUAACAUUGGAACUAAGCCCAACGCGCUUCGUCACGUGUUAUUGGAGGAUGUUUGCAAUGCGGUGAUAGAAGAAUAG